Aureobasidium vineae is the source of this 669-nucleotide messenger RNA. The record is from the annotation of a GenBank genome assembly. NCBI's taxonomy places the organism in Eukaryota, Fungi, Ascomycota, Dothideomycetes, Dothideales, Saccotheciaceae.
AUGCCCUUCAUCCACCGACUACCGAAGAACAUCAUCAUGAACGACAGCAACCCGACCGAGCCAUCGCAUGACGCNGAGCGGUCCAUNGUGUCGCUGGAAGCUCACGACUUUGAAGCCUUAAAAAGCAGCAAGGCACAACUCGACAAGGCGCGUCAAGAGGUGGACAAAAGAUAUGAGGACUUGUCAAAGUGUCGUUUGGACAGCAUGACUUAUGUGAAGACACGACUCGACCGGGCACGACAGGCAGAACAGUCUUGCUUCCAGGGAUUCGAGCGGGUACACAACCAACUUGUCACAAAAAUAUCACGGCUCGUUUCUGCCAAUGGCAAUGCUGCCAGUCGUAGUACCGAUACGUCUGAAGAAGACAUGGGUACAUCGUCGCUUGGUCCCCUCCCGCCAGUGAGACCGAGGAGGAUACAAGUUUCUACCAGGGCCAAUGCCGGUCCGUCACGACGUACUACCCGCAACACUCGAACUCUUGACACUGCAAGAGCAUCUGCCAAACAAGCUCCAACUCCAGUCAUCGUCUUACUAGCGUCUCGCGCUACCACCAAUCCCGAGUUCAGAACGCUCAUGCAGGUAGUAGCCAAGGGCAAUGCGAGCCAGGAGCAGUUUCGCAUCUUAAACAAACAUGUAAGCGAAUUGACGGCAAUGGUCGACGCCGCCUAA